Mesorhabditis spiculigera is the source of this 327-nucleotide messenger RNA. The record is from the annotation of a GenBank genome assembly. Lineage: Eukaryota; Metazoa; Nematoda; Chromadorea; Rhabditida; Rhabditidae.
AUGAGCCGCUUCACCGUGUUCGCCAUCGCGCUCGUCGCCCUCACCCUCACCCACUCCGUCAACGCCGACACGGCCAACGACCUCGUCGAGCAGGUCAAGAACAUGCGCCCCUUCGAGCUCAAGCGAUCGGCCCUCGGAUGCCCGCUGCCCGUCGUCGGCGCGUCGUGCCCGGAGGAGACGCCGUUCUACUACUUUGCCUGCUGCGGUGACCUCGCCGGCCAGUGCUGCUUCCGCCUUCAGGAAUGGGUGAUGCUCCUUCUCAUCGUGCUCGCCGCCCUCGUCGUCAUCUCGAUCAUCGUCAACCUGAUCCGAUGCAUGUGCUGCUAC